AUGUACCGGGUGGGGACAGGGUGGCCCUUGUGGAGCGAGUGCCUCGUGCCCCUGCAGGUGGAUGGCAGGGAGGUGACGGGCUACUGGGACACGGAGGCGGAGGUGGCACUGGCCCAGCCCGAGGUCGUAGCCCCAGACCACAUGGCUCUCAGAAGCCUUUCCCUGACCUGCCCCUGGAGACCAGCCCUACACCUGACCAGACACUGCCACCGUGGUCCCCCCACCCCCAGCCAGAGCCGUGCAGAGCUGCAGGCCUGCCAGAAGCUGGGUACCGCCUGCGCCAUCUGCUUCGUCUUCAUGGUCGGCGAGGUCAUAGGUGGGUACCUGGCGCACAGCCUGGCCAUCAUGACUGACGCUGCCCACCUGCUGGCAGAUGUGGGCAGCAUGUCGGUCAGCCUCUUCUCCCUGUGGGUCUCCGCCAGGCCGGCCACCAAGACCAUGAGCUUCGGCUGGCACCGCUCAGAGACGCUGGGUGCCCUGGCCUCGGUGCUGUCCAUCUGGGUGGUGACUGGAGUCCUGGUGUACCUGGCCUCCGCCCGCAUCAUCAGCGACAACUACGAGAUCGACGCACGGGCCAUGCUGGCCACCUCUGCCUGCGCUGUGGGCGUCAACAUCAUGCCCUGGGCAUCCUGGCCAGGUGUAAUCCCAACCUGCCCCUUGCAGCCACGAUACAAGAUUGCAGACCCCAUCAGCACCUUCCUCUUCUCCAUCUUCGUGCUGGGCUCCACCCUCACCAUCCUCAGGGACGUCUUCCGGGUCCUCAUGGAAGGUGAGCUGGGGUGGGGGCACAGCGGGCAUGCCACAUUGCGGGAGGGCAGUGGUAGGAGCAGUUAGAGGGCAGGAUGGAGGCUGAGAGGGCAGGGGUCAACGCUUUGCAAAGGGUUUCAAUGAACAGGGAAUAGGGGAGCUGGACAGUUUCUCUGUUGUGUAAACCAGAAAGACUCUGAGCUGCAGUGACACAACUCAACAGAUCGCACCAAGCCCCUUGUUGGC
Messenger RNA from Pelodiscus sinensis (Chinese soft-shelled turtle), 993 nucleotides. The record is from RefSeq and is a predicted model, not a curated record. Lineage: Eukaryota; Metazoa; Chordata; Testudines; Trionychidae.